Messenger RNA from Sceloporus undulatus (fence lizard), 2546 nucleotides. It is a transcript of the gene SH3BP2, whose product is annotated as SH3 domain binding protein 2. Gene Ontology annotation, molecular function: SH3 domain binding. Gene Ontology annotation, biological process: signal transduction. Bases 130 to 1827 code for a protein of 565 amino acids. The record is from RefSeq and is a predicted model, not a curated record. NCBI's taxonomy places the organism in Eukaryota, Metazoa, Chordata, Lepidosauria, Squamata, Phrynosomatidae. The transcript is spliced from 14 exons.
AGGAGGAGGCCCCGCCAGAGAGGGAACAGGUCUCGGGGAGCCGGACGAGGAGGAGGAGGGCGCCCCGUCUGCCAUGAGGGCAGUUGCUAUAGCUAGAUUAAUCAUUGCCAGAAACUGGUGGACGAAGUUAUGGGAAGUAUGGUUAAUGGAGAAGAUUACAGACGAUGUCAGGAGAACCUCUGGGGCAAGGAACUAACAAUGACUACAGAGGAAGACGUAUCUUGGUCUGUUCCAAUGAAAGCGAUUGGAUCACAGAACCUACUGACCAUGCCUGGUGGUGUCACCAAGUCGGGAUACCUGCAUAAAAAAGGAGGAACUCAGUUUCAGCUCUUAAAGUGGCCACUUAGGUUUGUAAUUAUCCACAAGGGUUGCAUUUACUACUUCAAGAGUAGCACAUCAGCAUCUCCUCAGGGUGCUUUUUCACUGAAGGGCUAUAACAGGGUUAUGCGGGCAGCAGAAGAGACAACAUCAAACAAUGUAUUCCCUUUCAAGUUGGUUCACAUUAGCAAGAAGCAUAGGACCUGGUUUUUUUCUGCCUCCUCUGAAGAUGAAAGGAAGGACUGGAUGACCUCACUUAGGAAGGAAAUAGAUCACUACCAUGAGAAGAAGGAAGCUGUCCCUGAUUUAAGUGACUCUGGUUCAGAUGUUGACAGUUUCUAUGGCUCAGUAGAACAACCUGUUAAUAUACAUUACUCUCAGCAUUCAAUAGAAAAUUCAGAUUAUGACCAGGAUGAAGACGAUGAAUAUUUACUGCCAGAUAAUUCAGACUGUGUGAAAUGUGAAGCAGAUGAAAACCUCUUUCCACCAAAAUACCCACUCCCUCCAGUUCCUCAAAUGGGAAGAAUUUCUUGUUUAGAGAUGAAGGCACACUCAUUUUCUGGCAAAUCCAGUGUGGCUGUGCUUCCACCACUGCCACCACUGAAAAGCAGUUUGCCUGAUAUUAGACCUGAUUUUGUUCUCAGUAUGAGAGGAGAAUUUCCUUUUAACUACCAAGCACAGCAUAAUAAAAAAGCCCACUCAACAUGUCCGCAAACAAGUGGCCGGGGACCACCAGUACCUCCAGUUUCUUCAGUUAAAAAGCACAUCUCCUUCACAGAAACUUGUUCUGUAUCAGCUGCUUGUCUGCCAAAAGCCCAUGUGUUACCUAUAGCCAAAGAAUGUGGGAAGCUUAAAGGGUUAAAACUUUCUGCAGAAGCCCCACCUCCAUUGCCAAGUAGCAAGCCCAAAUUAUCACAGUGGAGCCUGAAUACAAUGAAUAUAAAAGAACCAAGAAAACAAGAUAAGCCUGGACUGCUGACAUCAAAAGUGCUAUCUAACUCUCAGGUGUCUAGGGACAAACCACCUGUGCCUGUGUCCAAACCAGAAAAGCCUUUCCCUUCACAGAGAUCAUCUCCAGACGGACAAAGUUUCCGAAACUCUUCAUUUGAAAAACCAGCCUUACCUUCAAAAUCAAAGUUAUCUGGAGAAGAUUCAGAUGACGACUAUGAAAAAGUUGAGCUACCAAGUUCUGUUUUUGUCAAUACCUCUGACUCCCUUGAAAUUGAAAGGCUGUUCAAAUCUGAAAAUCCCAGAGGACAUCUGAAAAAUGGAUUAUUCUGUAUUAGGAAUUCAUCUACAAAAACUGGAAAGGUAUUAGUUGUAUGGGAUGAAUCCAUGGAGAAAGUGAGAAACUACAGAAUCUUUCAACAGGACUCCAAGUUUUACCUGGAGGCAGAUGUUCUGUUUAUGAGUCUUGGGAGUCUGGUUGAAUACUACUCCAGCCAUGUCUUGCCAGGCCACAACAAUUUGAUCUUAACAUUUCCUUAUGGUUAUUUUGGACCAAGGUGACAGACCUUCAUAAUCUACUGUUAAAUUAAUCACAGUGACCAAGUAUAGGUUUACAGGAUGCAAAUAUUUAUUUCCCCCUGCAAAUCAGGUAUGAUGAAUGCAUGGGUCACCAGAUGAUGUUGGACUGCAGCACCCAUCCUCCUUCACAAUUGACUCUUAGGUGAUAAAUUAUAAUCCACCAUCAUCCCAUCUCCCAGUAUAAACUAGCAAGGAAUAACUACACUCCUUGCCCAGAAUCUAGGGCUAUUUCAACUAUAUCUGAUCUCUUGUCUGAAUUUCUGGGUUACAUAUAAUAAGGAGUACGACAUUGUCAGAAGGACGCUGACACAUUUUUGGUGUAGUUAACUCUGCAAUGUGAGUAUUCAAUAGACACCUUGCUUGAGCUGCUAUUGUGUCUAUAAACCUAUGGAUAUGAAGUUAUGGUGACUGACAGAACUCUUACGAAAAACAUUUCUAAAAGCAAAGUGCUAAUGAUCAUAUUACUGUUGUUUUCCUGACUUAUUUUUUGCACUGAUGUCUGAGAUGCUAUUGUAUUAGUGUUUAAUUAAGCUAGAGAGAAAAGGCACAAAAUAUAUUUGUUUCCAGAAUUUAAAAGUCAGUGGGCCAUUUUUAUUUUGUAACCUAAAAAAAUAGCAGUCUUAGGUCCAAAACACACUGCAGAAAUAAUCCAGUUUGAGACCGUUUUAACUACCUGGUUCCGUGCUGGCCAAAUGGCUGUA